Molecule: messenger RNA, 561 nt
Organism: Paramecium tetraurelia
Lineage: Eukaryota; Ciliophora; Oligohymenophorea; Peniculida; Parameciidae
Exons: 2
Source: RefSeq, a predicted model, not a curated record
AUGCAAUUUCCGUAAUCAGACAAGGAUUGCCAAUCAGAGCUACCUUCGAGCUUAAAAACUGCUGACUUCAAAAAGAGAAAACCCAUUGAUUCAGAUACGAAAACUAACUUGAUACUUAGUGUAGUCAAAGAUCAUUUGCCAAUAUAUUAGGCAGCGAUUAUACAUAAAGUUAAAUAUUCAUCAGCUAAACACAUUUUAAGAAAUUACUACAGUGAUACUGCUAAUUACUUUUCUCUUCAAAAAAAGAGAAGAAGAAAGAUACUUUGCUGUGGUGUCUCCGCUUUAAUAGAAAUUAACAGUGGAAACAUUGCUUUAACUUACCAAGGGGGUUCUACAAUCCCCUUUAUUAAAAAUGGAGUUAAUGCACAAAUCAAAUAAAAGGUAAUUGAUCAUUUGAGUGUUUCAAUACACAAAAAUAUAUGUAACUUGAAUUUCAAGAGGUUAAAUAAGAAAGCGAGAAUAGACCCAAUUAAACACUUGAAUAGUAUAGAAAAAAUAGAAAACAAAGUUAAAUUUCUCAUCUAGACACUUGAAAAAUAACAUCAAGAAAUGAUAUAAUGA